GUUUAUCCCGGUGUUACUGCCGAUACAACCGCCGCUUAUUUAAUAAAGCCCGAUUAGCCGGGUUUUUCGUCGAUCACUAUUGAACCACCUGUAUUUUUAUAAACCGGAAACAGCUGACCGCUUGUCAACAUAUCGUCAAUACAAGACGCGAAAGAGGAACAUUUAAUUUCUUGCACGCAUGGAUCGUCGAAAACAGGAGUGGUUCGUUGAGAUACCGCAAGGAGUAACUUCGCAAAUUGAGAUUUAAAUAAUGGGAAUCUGUCGUGGUACUGAGCAUCACUGGACAUAUGUAUAUAUCAUAAGCAAAUGAAAAGCAAUAUACAAUGCACGAUAUACUUAUCUAAUGAUAUCUAAUAAACACAAUCCUGUAUAUAAGGUCAGAUUAGGUCUAGUCAGGUCUGGUGGAUGGCCGGAAUGUAUGUAUCCCACCACCUAAAACUCGACCUGACAAAUUUUUCUCAUGUUAGUUUCUUUUCUUGCAAACGUAUCAUAUGUGGAAGAUAUUGUAUUGUCUAUACUUGUCUAUGAUACACGAUGAUACAUAUAUAAGAAAAGGAGAUCGAGAGAAAGUAUAAAAUUGUGGUUAAAAAUUUGUUAUCAUAUAUCUAUAAAUAAUUAAUUGAAAAAGGAAAUUGAAAUUUAAACAAUUGGGAAUCUGGCAUAGUACUGGAAAGUACUGGACAUCGGUAUAUAUACGUCAUAUGCGGUCAUAUGCUAUAUACAAACAAAACGCAAUAUGCAAUUAUACAAUAACACAUGUCAAAAUGUCAUGUCUACUAAUUUAUGAAAGGAAUUACGAAAAUCUAUAAUGAAAAGCCUAUUGAUCUUCUUACCAAACAGGCUUUACAAAGAGAAGCCUGGAUACCUGUUUGGCAAAGUUGUAUAUGAUGAAAAUACAGAAGUAAAAAAAUUUUAUGUUAUUGGCGUAUGUAAAGUAGAUAAUUUGGACAUCAUAAAAUGCGCCAAUAUAAUCGGAUAUUACUCCAAUACUGAACCGAAACGUGGAUACGUAGAUAAAAAAUAUUCAGACUGGAUCAACGUACGCUUGAAUUCCACAAAUAAUAUUUACGAUUACAAUUUAAAAGGAAUUAUCGUGAAUAAUAAAAAAAUAUCUAGUUUACAAUGUCAUACAGUCAUGACAAUAUACGAUCAAUCAGCUCUCAGAGAAACAGAAUUAUUCCCACAGAAAGCUGCAUUCGGAGAUCAUUUUCACGAAUUGAUGAAAAUUGUACAAGACAAACAAGUUCAGAGAGAAAUACAGAAAAAAGGAAAAUUUAGCUAUAUAAAAGAGACUCUGCUAGUAUAUCAUAUGCUAUUAUACUUCUAUCCAGUUCUUCUUCUUAGCAAAAUAACAAGCAAAUUGUUACCAAUAUUAAAAUAUUCUUUUCUGGGCGUACAUGUUAAUGGAUGGUUGGAAAAUAUUAAAUGGAUGUUAAUCACUGUAAUAAGAAAUAAAAGAUUUACAUUGAAGACUGGCAACUAUGCCUUUGCGUUGAUAAUAGACAUGUUACUGGGCAUAUUUAUACUGCAAUUUUUACUGCAUCACAUUCAAUGUUCUCCGUCCCAAAUACUUUUACAUAAUGCAGAGAAGGUAGUCACAUGUUUAAAGGAUUUAAUAAAUUGGUUGAUGGGAGUACCAGCUGGAUUAAAAUUGAAUCUAGCAUUGAACAACAUGCUUGGGAAAUUUUUUCUUUACCAUAUACAAAUGUGGUGGACCUUUUUAAUAUUCAUGAGACCUUUAAUGGACUUUGCAUUUGAAGUAUUGGUAUUGUUUGGAAAGCUUGGCAUUACGUUUCAAAUAGCGAUUGCGGCUGAUCUGCUGGCGCUUGUCAGUUUUCACGCUUACUGCAUUUAUGUCUAUGCAGCAAGGCUGUUUAAUAUACAACUGAAGGGUAUCACUGCUUUGUUUCGAUUAUUUUUGGGCAAGAAAAAGAAUCCGCUAAGGAAAAGAGUUGAUUCUUGUCUGUAUCAACCGGAUCAACUGUUUGUGGGAACUUUGCUGUUUACUAUUUUGUUAUUCCUUAUGCCAACGACUUGGGCUUAUUAUGCAGUUUUUACUACGUUCAGACUAGCAUUGAUUAGUUUCGGAGGUCUGUUAACAAGAAUGAAGUUUUACCUGCAAGUUAUGCCUGUCUAUACAUUUUUCAAAUGGCUGCUUCACUCUCACAGUACACGUAGUGUCGUUAAUAUUAAAGUGCAUAGGACAGAGGGACCCAUAAUAUUAGUGAUGACAAUAGUUGUAGCAUCAUGGAACCACACGUGGAACAAAUGUAUACCAGACACAAUAACACAUCAUCCAUCCAUAGAAUGGAGCAAGAUAAUAAAUAACAUAAUAUGGGGUGAAUUGCUAUAUCCCCUCUAAUAUUUAUUCAUAAUUCUCCAUCGGUUAACGAAGGUCUCUCUGUACAUGUACUAAAUAAACUGCAGAUUUUAAAGUGUC
Molecule: messenger RNA, 2440 nt
Organism: Ceratina calcarata
Lineage: Eukaryota; Metazoa; Arthropoda; Insecta; Hymenoptera; Apidae
Gene: PIG-Q
Product: phosphatidylinositol glycan anchor biosynthesis class Q
Exons: 6
Coding region: 809-2362 (517 amino acids)
Biological process (GO): GPI anchor biosynthetic process
Cellular component (GO): membrane; endoplasmic reticulum
Source: RefSeq, a predicted model, not a curated record